Molecule: messenger RNA, 2656 nt
Organism: Rhododendron vialii
Lineage: Eukaryota; Viridiplantae; Streptophyta; Magnoliopsida; Ericales; Ericaceae
Product: ABC transporter E family member 2
Exons: 12
Coding region: 481-2298 (605 amino acids)
Biological process (GO): translational termination; ribosomal subunit export from nucleus; translational initiation
Molecular function (GO): ribosomal small subunit binding; ATP binding; iron ion binding
Source: RefSeq, a predicted model, not a curated record
UUAUUUAUCGUUUAUCUCCAUUCCCCGCCCCCCCCCGCGUCUCUCUCUCUUCGAUCGACCAACCACCACAGACCGACCGCACCACGGCAUUCCUCUCUCCCCCUCCGACCAAUCGCACCACCGCAAGCCCUUGGAACUCAUCUCUGUAGAGCCCGAUUGGAUACCACUAGCACCACCGACCUACGCGACGAGUCACCACUGGAACAUUACCAGCAACCAUUCCGGGUAAGAAAUUUCUGAAAUCGAAAAGAGUUUUCAAAGUUUUAAUUUCACUUUUUGAAGUUCUGAUUGCAGUUCUCAAUUACCUCUAUGGUUCUAUUCUGAUUACAGAUUGUGAAGAGAGUUGGCUAAAUCUGGGUUCUCCUCUAUGGUUCUAUUUUGAAAUUUCUGAUUUGUUGAUUGGCUUUUUGUUUCCUACUGAUUCUGUAUAUUGCGCAGAAACAUAUAUACACACGUACGUACCGAUAGAGGCAGGGAGAAAUGGCGGAUCGGUUAACGCGCAUAGCCAUCGUCAGCUCCGAUCGAUGCAAGCCCAAAAAGUGUCGCCAGGAGUGCAAAAAGAGCUGUCCUGUUGUCAAGACCGGUAAACUGUGUAUUGAGGUCAGUCCUCAAUCUAAAAUUGCUUACAUCUCUGAGGAGUUGUGCAUUGGAUGCGGUAUCUGUGUCAAGAAAUGCCCAUUUGAAGCUAUUCAAAUUAUCAACCUACCGAAAGAUCUGGAUAAAGACACAACUCACCGUUAUGGGCCCAACACCUUUAAAUUACACAGGUUACCAGUCCCGAGGCCAGGGCAAGUUCUUGGCUUGGUUGGCACAAAUGGAAUUGGGAAGUCGACUGCCCUUAAAGUUUUGGCUGGGAAGCUGAAACCUAAUUUAGGCCGUUUCAAGAAUCCUCCAGAUUGGCAAGAAAUCCUGACAUAUUUUCGGGGGUCUGAGUUGCAGAAUUAUUUCACUCGUAUUUUGGAAGAUAAUUUGAAGGCGAUCAUUAAACCCCAGUAUGUUGAUCACAUCCCAAAAGCAGUGCAAGGCAAUGUAGGGCAAGUGCUCGAACAGAAAGAUGAAAGAGAGAUGAAAGAACGACUUUGCGUUGAUCUUGAACUGAAUCAGGUACUGGAUCGUAACGUAGGGGAUUUGUCUGGUGGAGAGCUUCAGAGAUUCGCUAUUGCUGUCGUUGCCAUACAGAAUGCAGAGAUAUACAUGUUUGAUGAACCCUCGAGUUACCUUGAUGUAAAACAGAGGCUUAAAGCUGCCCAAGUUGUUCGAUCUCUGCUAAGGCCUAACAGUUAUGUAAUCGUCGUGGAGCAUGACCUCAGUGUCCUAGAUUACUUGUCGGACUUCAUUUGCUGUCUUUAUGGGAAGCCUGGUGCAUAUGGGGUUGUUACCCUUCCUUUUUCUGUCAGAGAAGGAAUUAAUAUAUUUUUGGCGGGAUUUGUCCCCACAGAAAAUCUGCGGUUUCGCGAUGAAUCUCUUACUUUUAAGGUUGCUGAAACUCCGCAAGAAAGUGCUGAGGAGAUUGAAACAUAUGCACGUUAUAGGUACCCGACGAUGACCAAGACUCAGGGAAACUUUAGGCUUCGAGUGGUGGAGGGUGAGUUCACUGAUUCUCAAAUUAUUGUAAUGUUGGGUGAGAAUGGUACGGGGAAGACAACAUUCAUCCGCAUGCUGGCUGGUUUAUUGAAACCUGAUGUCAUAGAGGAUUCUGAUGUGGAGAUACCUGAGUUUAAUGUCUCCUACAAGCCCCAAAAGAUCAGUCCAAAGUUUCAACAUAGUGUUAGGCACUUGCUACAUCAAAAAAUACGUGAUUCCUAUAUGCAUCCCCAGUUUGUGUCCGACGUGAUGAAGCCUCUUCAGAUUGAGCAGUUAAUGGAUCAAGAAGUUGUGAAUCUUUCUGGUGGGGAGUUGCAAAGAGUUGCAUUAACUCUGUGCCUUGGAAAGCCUGCGGACAUUUAUCUGAUCGACGAACCUAGUGCAUAUCUUGACUCUGAGCAGCGUAUUGUUGCCUCAAAAGUUAUAAAGAGAUUCAUCCUCCAUGCGAAGAAGACUGCAUUUGUGGUGGAGCACGAUUUUAUUAUGGCAACUUAUCUGGCAGAUAGGGUCAUUGUGUACGAGGGGCAGGCAUCAGUAGAUUGUACUGCAAAUGCACCUCAGUCGCUCUUGACCGGGAUGAAUCUUUUCUUAUCUCAUUUGAACAUCACAUUUAGGCGGGACCCAACAAAUUAUCGCCCGAGAAUCAACAAACUGGAAUCUACCAAGGACAGGGAGCAAAAAUCUGCUGGAUCCUAUUAUUACCUGGAUGAUUGAUUAUGAACAGAUGAGUUUUUCCCUGUUGCAGUGUCUCUUUAUCGAAGUUAAAGGACAUCUAUGUCUGCCAGACAUCAUGGGCGCUUGGAAUUCGGUUUUUGAUUGAGAAAGAGGUGAGGCCCUUCUGCAUGAUAGUCAUCAUCGGGUGCGACGCAGAUGAGAAAGUUGGGAAUAAUUUAUUGAUUUCCAUUUAGUAUUUUUGUUUCUCCAUGUUAUGUGUUGUAUCACCGAUUUUGACCAUUUUGGGUGGGUGUCUGGUUCAUUGUUUGUACUAGUGUCUUUUUUUGGGAUAGCAUCAAUCAGAGUGUUUGACUAGAUUUAUGGAAAAUUCUAAUUUCAAAACUAGCAAGUUUUGGAA